This is a messenger RNA of Chaetomium fimeti, 2494 nucleotides long. RefSeq lists its product as uncharacterized. Lineage: Eukaryota; Fungi; Ascomycota; Sordariomycetes; Sordariales; Chaetomiaceae. The transcript has a single exon. The record is from RefSeq and is a predicted model, not a curated record. The coding region runs from base 239 to 2395 and encodes 718 amino acids.
UCAAGGUCGGCCAAAGCUUCUGAACGUCAAAGCUUCAAUCAUUGCGCGAAAAGUUGGGGGGGUUUUGGCUCAACUUGCGCCGACAGCAACCGACGACGACGGGACCAAUUGGUCUCAACACCUCGCACCCUAACCGCAUGCCGCUCCAUCCACGAGUUUUAACCCUCGCUUCUUGGAUGGAGCUGGCAAAACUCGCCAACCGCUCUCCCCGCCUCACCUUCCCCCCCGCUCCUCGGCAAUGACUCCCCGGGCCUCGCAGUGUCGCGCCGCCCUCCAACGCCAGAUAGUCCCAUCGAAAGAUUCAAUAUGGAUUACGGAUGGCUUGCUCGCCAGCGCCUUUGAACGAUACUGCUGCGUGUCGAGGACGUGGAACAGAAAGGCGAGCAAUGUUCCGGGACCGCUCGAGAGCCAACGCCGACUCGGACGGCGGCGCAUGGGGGAUGCUAGCACAUGGCACUGUCCGCCAACGCCGCCAUCUUGGGCGUUUUUAGUGCCGUUAAACCUAACACAAUGGACUUGGAAGCCGCCAUCAUUAGCUUCCACACGAGAACGCAACCAACGGCGAUACGACGAUAGUACCCCCACAGAAUCGAUAUCGUUGGUACCUCGAUUGUUACGAGAGUCGGCACCCCAAGAGGCUGGAAAGCCGCUUGUGGCUUUUACGAGUGCGGCAGCGGCAUUACCCGACCCAAGUUCGUCACCCGUUGGCACAACGCGACCUGACCCUUAUGCAGCCCUCAUGGGUGGUUUCCGGUGGGCAGUUACGCAUGCCGACGACGAGCGCCUCGCAUCCUACACCGGGAAGUUGUGCAGCAGGUUCAGACAACGUAUCAUGCUUGGGGAGAUUCCACCAAAUGACAUCCUUCCGCUGUCGAGAGAAAUAUGGGAAAUGCUGGGUUCGCGAUUGCAGGGGUCAACAUUAGAUCACCGACUCUCCUUGUCGUUCUGUAGGGCGAUUCUAAGCGGUAUUACCGGCUCUAAGGUGUUCUCACCCGAUCUCCUGGAUGCGCAAUUUUGGAACACAUUCCUCGUUCAGAUGUCCAAACUUCCAGCCGACGAUACGCUCUGCAACCUUUUCGUCAAAGUCAUGGCGUCGAUGCCUGCAGCCCACCAACCCCGCGUUUCCGAAGGUAUUCUCUCGGUUCUUGACUGUUUUUUCUCGGCCUGGAAUCACUCACGAUUGGUGCUCGGGGGUUGUGAGACCAGGCGGCUGAUGGACAUCGCCAUCUUGGGAGAGCUGUAUGAGAAGCAACAAAAGCUGUCUGCCUUGCCUGCAUGUCUACGACAGGUCAAGGCAAUUUCAGCUGCAUUGCAGGCCGUUACCCUGGAAGAGACAAAACCGUUACUCUCCGCUGCCCACCGCCUCGUCUUCACUGCCGCGGGCGCCUGGCAGACAGGUCGGCACACUCUACGUUACGGCUGGCUUUAUGUGCUCGCCCAGAAUCCCCACAUCAACGAAGGUUUUCUGUUCGAUGCCGCCGCGUCCCUUUCCCACUCGUCGUUGAACAUGCAACCCUUGUCGGUGGUAGAGGUGUCCUCGCUGCUACUGACGCAGUGGGCGAGUCGGGGAUACCUCAGGGGCCCUAAGGACGUUUAUCGUGCUUAUAGACGGCACCGCGGAAAACGCGAUGAGGCGGCGCUCGCGGCGCUUUUCCUCGCAGUCUUUUCCCGCGGGAAAGGCGAGACCAGGAAGGGCCUGUACCGGAGCGCUUGGAAACUAUUGACCAAGCUACAACAGACGGACUACGUGAUGCGGUCGCUACUGUUUGACACGCUCACCGGGAAACUCCCCGUGCGCAUGCUCGAAGACCUCGCGUUCACAUCCAACAACCACCUUACGGCAAUCGACCUCCGUGAUCUGUGGUCUGAAGAGGUCAUGACCAAAGAUCAACCGCAGUGGUUCCCGGGCGCUUUUGACAAGUACGCCGAAGACAUCGUCCGCGACCCGACUAUCCCUCCCAAAGAGAUAUGGCGCGUUCUGGACAUCGGCAAGCUAGAACAGCAGGGUUCGACAUUUAGGAGCAGGAUCCUGCGCCACCGCGGCACGUUCGGGAAACGGCGAGCGGCGGUCGUGGAGAAGAUGGCUAAGGCGUUUAUGGAAGCGCCGCAUCUCUCGGACCGCGCGGCCCUUCGCCACGUCUCGCGGUCCUUUGCGUUCCUCAAGGCAAUCAGGGGCCAGGUCCCCGACUUUAUCAUCCAAGACAUGUAUCGCAUCGUCACCAAAGACUUAUGGGAGGAGAAUCCCGGGAGGACAAAGCGGCUGCUAUGGUUUCUGAGAAUUGUCGAGAGAAGACACGGCCUCGAGAUUGCUUGGUCGUGCCGUCUUGCGCUGAGGCGUUGGAGGGCUAGGCUGAUGCAGGACUGGAUAAGCAAGGGCGGAGGUAGGCAGUUUUGAGCGGGUUUGCACACAGGUCAAGAGAUGGACGACACGGGGCCAUGUCUCGCUACAGACUUGCCAGAGAGUUGAUUCUUUCGACGAAAAUAAAGUCACACA